UGCUAAUCUCAUAAAAUUCAAACACAUCCAUAAAGAUGAAUACAGUCUCAAGUUGUAACAAAAAGAAGUCCAACUCACAAACCAAAUGAAAAGACAAGCACGAUAGUUCUCAUGAUCCAUCAGAAGUGAACAACCCAGAAGAUAAAGCUCAGACAAAGACCAAACAGAAGAAGAGAGCUAAGAAAGCUCAGUCCAAGGAACAGGGGAGGAAGAUUUCUGAGAAAAAGAAAUUUUCCGAAAUCUCAAGAGAAUCAUUGGAUGAGAUUUAUGAAAGCACUGUCGCUAAAGUAAAUAUGUGACUGCAAUCUGAGAAAGAAAACAAGACCAGAAGGAAGAGGAAUACUCAAAAUGACUCUGAGAACUUCAACACUCAAAAUAUUCCGCAUCAGAUUUCAUUAUCAGAGGCAAAUGACCAAAAUGGAAAUAUUUCCGCGAUAAAAUCAAAUGGCAAUUAUAACCCUUCAAAGGCGUGAAAUGGAUUGAACUUAGCCCAAGAGAGCCAACCAAAUCAAGAAGAUGUCUCUGAUCGCCAGAAGAAGGCUCUCGCAACUCACAAGAGGAGAAAGUUUGAGGAAGAGAAGGAAAAUCCAGACAAAGCUGUCCUUACAUCAUGGCCAUUACGUUCUGGAGAGCUGGUCUGUGAAGAGGAGCUCAGUAUCGAUGAAGGUAAUAGCCAUAAUCAUCAUGGAAACGAUGCUUACGUCACAAAAUCUGUGAGAGGUGAGCCUUCCAAGAGAAUCCCUAUUACUAGUAGACGAGUAAUCGACCAUGAUUUAAUACGCUAUUGAAUGCAGAAGGAGGGUAUUUAUGCAGCAAGCCCAGAAAUCCUUGAAGACAACCAGCAACCAAUGAUCAAUUGGAAAAUGAGAGCACUCCUUCUAGAUUGGAUGAUUGAGGUCAGCUCUGAGUUCAACCUUCAAAGAGAAACAAUGUAUCUUGCUGUAAACUACUUGGAUAGAUAUAUUGGAGGAGUUCUCAAUAUUCAGAGAACAGAUUUCCAGCUUGUUGGAACUACAGCUCUAUAUCUUGCAUGCAAAAUGGAAGAACUUCAUGUACCAAAAAUAAAUUUCUUCAUCCUUGCUACUGAUAACGGGUAUACAAAAUCUCAGAUUCUCAAUAUGGAAAGGAAGAUGGCAAGAGAACUAAAUUGGAACCUCACUCCUUGAUCUUUGGAAAGCUGGCUAAACAUCAUUUGAACCAAGUGGGAUAAAUUUAUUGAAUACCAAGAUAACUCAGAAGAGAUUCAGGAGAUUAACAAUAACCCUCGAAAUCAAGGAAAUUCAUUCAAAUUUCUAGAAAUAUUAGAGUGCAUGAAGAAUUACAGAUCCCCAACGAGUGAGAAGCUUUGAGGAAGUACAGAAGACUUAUACAAAUUGAUGAGGGAUCCUUCUUUCAAGAGGUAUAAAGAGAUCACUCAGAUCCUUGACACAAUUAUACUUGAUGUAGACUCUCUGCAGUAUUCUCCUCAAGCGAUUUCUCUUUGAAUUAUCUACUGUGUGCUACUACUGGAUUUAAAUAUUUUUACGACUAGGGAACUAAUUAACUAUGAGUUCCAAGACUCUAACCUCCUAUUUGCUCUUACAAGAGGACUUACAGAAGCCUCAGUGAUUCAGUCAGAUCUAUCUCAAGAAGAGAUCAAUCAAAGAAUUGAAGUUGUAAAGCAGAAAAUAGUGAGAAUGGACAAGUUUGUACAGCUCUUCUCUGACUUCCUCCAAUAUGAAUUCAAAAUCCAAUUCGAUGAGCUCAUUCCGACACGUGACUUCAUUUAUCCUUAUGCUGGAGGAGUUUUGAUGAAAUUAGAGCAAAGCAGGAGGUACUCACCUGGAGAAUUCAACCCUCUACCGCUUUUUGUAACAAACGAAAGAAGCAUGAUUCAUUGUGUUGAAGAGACUUGGGGAAAUUUCCAGGCCCAAUGCUCCUUCAUUAGCUCCAGAGUCAAUCUCAGAAAUGAACAGGAGAGAAGACAAAGAGCCGGAAUUUAAACAAAGAUGUUUCAGAAGAGACACCUUUUAAAAAAUCUUAAGAAGGCGUCUUUUCAGGUUCCAAAGACGAAACAAGAUA
Moneuplotes crassus is the source of this 2061-nucleotide messenger RNA. Lineage: Eukaryota; Ciliophora; Spirotrichea; Euplotida; Euplotidae. The record is from the annotation of a GenBank genome assembly.